CGCCACCCCUGACUCGCCACCACGCGGCGCCCCUCCCCCCCUACCACGGCCGUACCACCCUAGGGCCUAGGGUUUCUCCUCCAUCGAUUCCACAGUCGCAACCUCCUGUCCUCGAUCUGAGUCCUGAGACCAACGGAGCUCCUGCCUUAUCCAUCGCCAGCACGUCACGUUCAGGCGCCCUCUCCGCCUUCUUCAAUCGAGUGCGUUGUCCGGUGAUUUGAAAAGAUGCUGAAGAGAAAGCGAGAUAAUGAUUGCACAACAGGAAGUAGCAAAAGUAGCAUUCAAAAAGCUUGCACAACAGGAGGCACAAGGCACAUGGGGAAAUUUGGUGACCUGCAUGAUUCUUGUCAAGGUGUGUGGAAUGAGCUAAAUGAAGAAGUUAUCUCAAAGCUGUCUAAAGGUGUUGUCGCUGUUGCUUCUUUUAAGGGAAAUGUAAUGAUGCACGCAUGCUCAGGCAUAGUUAUACGAUCCGAACCACGCAUAACUACUUUAUUGACUUCUACAAGUUUGGUGAGAUCUUCUCCUGAUGAUAGCAAGAUUGAUACCGACUUAAAGAUUAGAGCGCGCACUUAUUCUUCUAUGUAUGUCAACGGCUGGUUGAAGCACUAUGAUUUGGAGCAUGAUAUUGCUAUUGUUGACAUCUCGACCCCCGGCAUUCCUAGUAAAGCGCGUCUCCGCCAUAAAGUUGAAUAUAAGUCAGGUGGCAAGGUAAUAGCUGUUGGACGUGUGUAUCACUCAAGAAAAUUGAUGGCCACAAGUGGGACAGUGAUAGAAAAAACUGAGUGCAAAGAGGCUAUGAUCGCCACCUGUAAAAUCAGUAAGGCUGAGAUUGGAGGGCCCCUUAUUGAUGUUGAUGGGAACUUUCUUGGCAUGAACAUCUGUAGUGCGAAUCUAACAUUCUUUGUUCCAAGAAAAACAAUAUUGCAGUGCUUGGGGCGUUUUGGAAUAUUUCGGAACGGGAAUAAACCAAAAGGUAGCGAAUUGGUGAGAAGCUCAAAUGAGAAGAUAAAUGAUUCUGCAACUUCUGACUUCUAUCCAAAAGGAUUUGUUCAGAAGGUACAAAAGGAUCUACUCUCAUGUGGUUAUCCCUUGCCAAAAGAAUUCACUGGAGGCAUGAAAUUGAUCAAUUCUUUUGAUACUAAAUUUCCCAGCUUGUAUGGUGCCCCUAGAGAUGUCCAAAAUGACCUCAUUGAAAAAGUUUCUUCAAGUUUGUCUCCCUGUGUUGUCUCACUUGCUUCAUUCAAUGGAGAAACAAGGUUAUUUGCAUGCACCGGCAUAGCUAUAGAAUGCAAUUUGUACACGAGUAUUCUGACAUCAGCAAGCUUGGUCAGAUCUUCUGAUGAUGAAAAUAAGAUUGAUUAUGAUUUGAGGAUUGAAGUGCACCUUCCAAACAAACAACGUGUCUUAGGAGAGCUGCAGCAUUCUAGUUUACAUUAUAAUAUUGCUGUAGUCAAGAUCCAGAACUCCCAUGAACUCCAGGCUGUGGAUCUUUAUCAUCAAGUGCGAUUUGAGCCUGGUUGUAACAUGGUGGCAAUAGGGCGUCUCUUCAAAAGUGGCAAAUUGAUGGCUACAUGUGGAAGAUUGACUGACGAACAGAGCAAGCUUGACUGCAAAGAGCUAUCGACCUCCACUUGUAAAAUCAGUAAGGUUGGGAUUGGAGGGCCCCUUGUUGAUCCUGAUGGGUACUUUGUUGGUAUGAACUUCUAUGAGGAUGAAGUAACUCCAUUCCUACCUAGGAAAAUAGUUCUUGAAUGCCUCAGCCGUUUUAAGACAGGGACCGGUGCUGCUGAAAAUAUCAAUAGUAGUCCAAACAGAUGGCCGGUGCCUAAACCAUAUUGGACUUAUCCAAUGGAUGAUCUGUGUGCCAGCAUGUUGCGUUUGGUAGCCUCACCAGAAUCGUAUAACUAUAACUUAUCUGGCUUUGAGGUCUAGAUGUGAUAAGUAUUAUGGCGUCCUUUUGAACCUUUUAAGCUUGUUUGCUACCAUUUGUAACUUAUGAGAGUUGUACUGUGUUAAUCAUGCUAAUUAUUGAACCAAUGAGCUGGUGUUAAAAAUUAAAACAUGUCAGUUGUGAAAAAUCAUAGUCAGUCACAAAAGGAGUAUCUGAGACGAAUUUUGCCUGAUAAGGCUAUCUGA
Molecule: messenger RNA, 2136 nt
Organism: Lolium rigidum
Lineage: Eukaryota; Viridiplantae; Streptophyta; Magnoliopsida; Poales; Poaceae
Exons: 15
Coding region: 226-1932 (568 amino acids)
Source: RefSeq, a predicted model, not a curated record